CUCCAGUAACUCCCUAGGUACCUACACCAGGUAGGCUCUAAGCUUACAUACAUCGCCUAAUAACUGUGAAUUUGAAAAGGAGCUCAUAUCUCAAGAGUAACUGCAUCUGGAACUGGUCUGGGAUUACGAAAGGGAGUUGAUUCUCAAGGACUGCGGGACUGCCUGCAGCUGUCUUUUACCCUAACGGCGUGGAUCAUCUGACAAAAAAUAUCUAAACGUUUCUCUGUGUGCCUAAUACAUGGUUGCUAUGAUUUGGGUAGGUACCUGUUACAUGUAUCUUGUCACGGCGGCCCGGCCCCGGCCCCAGGACCUGUCGUUCUUUCCUCCAAGGUACAUAUAACGUUUGGCACCUGCCACUAAGUUGUAGUUUUGUAUUGCUCAGCUGCUGCACUUAACAUGUAGGCACCCCGCUUUACCUUUCGUUCCUGCAGCAGCUGAACGCCGUAGGGCUGCUAAAACGUCACGCUUAGCACUUGCCGGUUCGUCAACCCCUACGGACGUAGUUGCCAUUGAUGCCUGUAAACAAUAGUUUAAUUCGGAUUUCUUCUAGACUCUCAUCGCCGAUUUUAAUUUUCUACCUUGCACAAUUAAACUCGACGAAUUCUUUUUGAACAUAAAUUCACCAAUAUUUGUCCAAGGGGGACCUUUUGGUGGCUGACGCGGGAAGCGAUCAAUCAAGAUGUCUUUCGGCAAUCUCCCUUUCGAGCUGGCCAAGGAGGUGGGAAAUUAUCUCGACGAUAAAGACUUGUCUUCCCUCUCUCGGACCUGUAGAGACCUCCAUAAUCUAUUCACAGACGCCUUGUACAGUCGACACCAACUCGACCACGAACUCAUGUAUUACUCUGUCGAAGGCGGGAACAUAGGCGCCGUGAGAUACUUACUCGAAGCUCACGCCAGUCCCAACAUUGCCAUGUCCUCGGUACAAAACAGACAGUCAUUGGGUGCAUUUCCCCUAAAUACUCUCGGCCCACGAACCAGUAUAGAUCUGCUCAAACCUGGGCAACCUAAUCCAAGCCGCCGUGGUGGACCUCGUGUUCGACUCCUACCAAACUACUGGACUCCCUUGCACGUCGCUGCGAGCAUGGGAAGAGAUGACAUGGUUGACCUUUUACUUCAGCAUAAGGCCAAGAUUAGCGUAUUCUCCAAAGGAUUUUGCGGUUGUUCCCUGCCAAACGAGGAUCUGGAAUUCAAUGCAGAGAACCAUGUUACCCCUCUAUGGACGCCUCUUCAUACCGCAAUCUGUCACGGGCAUGAAUCGACGGCGAGACUCCUACUAUCUCACGGAGCCUCAACCAACGUCUCUCGGAAUUCUCUUCGCGUCACUGCUCUCCAUACGGCCUGCUGGUCUAACAAUGCUCCUAUAAUCCGAUUCCUUCUGAACGAAGGCCAUCAGACAAAUAUCAAUGUCCGAGACCAAAAGGGUUACACGCCUAUGGCGUACGCGUACUAUGCUGAUAGUUGGCGCUCUAUUUAUUUCCUAGCGCAUGCUGGGGCUUCGCUGAACAUCACCCUGGGACCCUACAACCUUGUCGAACAUGCCUGCCUUCGUAGUCGGUUUUACGACGCCCUUCGAUUUAUCAACUUAGGCAUGGACUUGGAUAAAUCUUCCGUUGUGAACCUCGAGGUUAUGGAUACGGCUUCAGCAUUGCUGUUCCGUUGCUGCAAAUUUGAGGUCCCGCAGAGCAGGAGUCUAUGGAAAGGUUUCCGUAUCAGCCACGAGGGAGAGUCGGAUCAGGAGGAGUUCAGAACCGACGUCAUUCAAGCCCUUAUCUUCGCAGGUGCUGACGCAGGGGUUCGAUGCCAAGAAACCAUGCCCGAUCGCAGCACCAGGAUCACGACCCCGCUCAUAGUUGCUUCUCAGUAUGGCCUCGAUGAGGUUGUCAAAACCUUGCUCGACGCGGGUGCCGAUAUCGAAGCGGUGGAUGACGGUGGUAAUACUGCCUUGAUGAUGUUUUGUAGAUACGAAGGAAGGUUUCAUCAGAGGUCCGAGGAGGCGAAGCUAAGCACUAUGACAACACUACUAACCCAUAAGCCGCAAAGUUUUGAUAAUAUCCGCCGGGCUCUGAAGACGGCCUUGAGAUGCUCUCUCAACACGCAGAUGGUGGAACUGCUUAUCAAACACGCGAGUCCUGGCAUCUUGGAUGACGAGGGCAGCUCUGAACUACUCAUGGAGGCGUUGAGUCAUGUAAACUAUGCCAUUGCCGAUUUUCUUAUGGAGAGCGGACUCAGAAAGCCCACUUCGGUAGAGAUCGACUCCAUCAUAGCCAAGUCAGCGAGAUCUGAAAAGACCACGGUUAUGGCUUAUCUUUCAAGGUUUCCGCAAUCAUACGAUCUGCUAAGGGACCCGAACCGUCUUCUCGACUACAUCAGGAAGGGACAUACCGAAUGCGCCCGGUUUAUGAUCAAGCUCGAAAUGCCGGCUAGCUGCGAGAUCUUUCUAGUAGAAGCCUGCGGGACCGGUAAUUCCGAGAUUGUUGGUCUGCUUCUGAAGAAGGGAGCCGAUCCGAACCGAUCCUCUGGCACUGAUCUUCCUCUAGUCAAAGCUAUUUUAGGAAAUCAUCCACUUGUUGUUCGUCUGCUUUUAGAUCACGGCGCUAUCACUAGCCGCCGGGACUUUGAUGCCUUGAACCUCGCAAUCGUACGCGGUAAGAAAGAUGCCGUCAGCGCGAUUCUCGCCCACCCCAGCUACCGAGCGACCGAAUCGGAGCGCACUGCCUAUCUGGAAGCUGCUUGUUGCGCGAGCCCAGCUGCGUUCGGCCGAGGCGAGAUAUUGGGUUUGAUACUAGAAUCCGCAAGCCCUAACGUGGUACUACCGAUGGCCGCUGCAACGCCUUUGCACAUGUGUAUAGCGCGAGGUCAGGAUGAUUCGAUCCGCGUCUUGCUCAACGCCGGCGCGAAUAUACACAUGCAACUCGGUCCGGACGACUGCUCAUCGGCAGCUGCUAUGAAUCGCUUUUGGGGAACGACGCCGCUAGAAUGGGCGAUCAAAAAUUCGCCCAUCUAUGUGAUCGCUAACGUGCUGCGUACCGGUAGUUUUCUGGACCUCCAGGUUCGUUUCACUCUACGCGAGUUUUGCCACCCGCGACAAGAGGCGGCGCAACUGCGCUAUAUCCGAGCCGCUUGUCGGAGAUACGACCCGGAGGUAAUUGGACUCCUACUUCGACACGAGAUCCCCCUCCAACUACGCGACAACGAGGGAAAUUCUUUCUUGAUGAUAUUCUGCCAAACUAUCGUGAGCAUCUGGCAGUCCGAAGAUCCGGACCGGCGGGCAGAUUCGACCGGUGAGAAGUCAGCUAGAUGCAUCAUCGCCCUGCUCAAGGGCGGCGGCGAUCCGCAGAAUAUAAGCAACCCGCAGCAGAAAAACAACGAAGGCGUCUCCGCCUUAGAUUAUAUACGUCGCAUCAUGACUUACGAAGGACCUAGCCACUUUCACCAGGUGGUUGCAAAGGCGUGGAAUAGGGAACUGAUCCUCGACGACGAAGGCGUCCGCGAGAGAGGUUAGCAAUGUAGCCGAAGUUGCUUCAAGUACGUCCGGAAUCGAACCCUCGUCGAGUAUCUAAGCAACCGCGCUCGUUCAGACUUUGCAUCAGACGAAUAUCUAUUUUAUGUAGCCUUUAGGUACGAGUUUGGCCGAACCGCCCCCGAACGGACUCUCCCGAACCUAGGUAGCUAGCUAGGUAGAUAAUUCGACGAACGCGCUGACUUACAAUACGACACCGGACAUCGCUA
Messenger RNA from Daldinia vernicosa, 3729 nucleotides. RefSeq names its product ankyrin. NCBI's taxonomy places the organism in Eukaryota, Fungi, Ascomycota, Sordariomycetes, Xylariales, Hypoxylaceae. Gene Ontology annotation, biological process: negative regulation of delayed rectifier potassium channel activity; neuronal action potential. The coding region runs from base 680 to 3502 and encodes 940 amino acids. Gene Ontology annotation, molecular function: transmembrane transporter binding. Gene Ontology annotation, cellular component: axon initial segment; membrane; synapse. The transcript has 2 exons. The record is from RefSeq and is a predicted model, not a curated record.